Messenger RNA from Diorhabda sublineata, 457 nucleotides. Its product is annotated as odorant receptor Or2-like. Gene Ontology annotation, cellular component: plasma membrane. The transcript is spliced from 5 exons. Gene Ontology annotation, biological process: detection of chemical stimulus involved in sensory perception of smell; sensory perception of smell. Lineage: Eukaryota; Metazoa; Arthropoda; Insecta; Coleoptera; Chrysomelidae. The record is from RefSeq and is a predicted model, not a curated record. Gene Ontology annotation, molecular function: olfactory receptor activity; odorant binding. The coding region runs from base 10 to 423 and encodes 137 amino acids.
CAAAGAUUGAUGAACUGGAUACAAUUUUCUUUGAAAGGAAUCAUUUUCAUACAAUAUUGUAGUUACGUUUUGGAUAUUGCUGCUUUUAUGAUACCAAUCUUAACAGAAGAUUCUCUCGAAAUAAAAAUACGAUGCUUUGCUGCAUUUUCGAUGUCUGUAAUACAAAUGUAUUUCUUCUUCUAUUUUGCAAACGAAAUUCAAGUUGAGAGUACAUCCGUUUCUGAUGUAAUUUAUAAUGAAACCAAUUGGACGGAAGCAACACAAAAAGCUAGAGCAACUCUACUAUUAAUGAUGAUUAGAUCCCAACAAACAUUGUCGUUGAAUUCUGUAGCUAUUGGAAAAAUGUCUCUUGAAUCAUUUACAAAGAUAAUGAGAAUCUGCUACAGCACUUGCACAUUUUUCACAACAAUAUAUCGCGAUUGAGGAUAUUUUAUUCUACGAUUUUAUAGUUUUCUUU